AUGAUGAUCGAGGCAAUAAUAGCUAUGGUGCGAUAUUUGUCGCCAAGGAAUGAUGAUGAUGCUGUUGAUCGACUCCAUUAUCUCUAUACUCCAAAUAUUCUGCUUGCUUUUGCCGUGCUUAUUAGUUUUAAACAAUUCGGAGGCCGGCCAAUUGAAUGUAUGUUUCCUAGCAAGUUUCCCGGAUCUUGGGAACAGUAUGCUGAGAAUUACUGUUGGUCUCAAGAUACAUAUUAUGUGCAAGAUGAUGUUCAUGUGGCAAAUAUUCCAGAGGAAGAACGUUAUUCUCCUGAACGGAAAUUAUCGUAUUACAAAUGGGUGCCUUUCUUUUUGUUACUUCAAGCUGCGUUUUUUCGGUUUCCUAGUAUUCUUUGGAAUUAUCUUUCACUUAACUCAGGAAUUCGAAUUCAUGAAAUUAUCGAGAAAGCUGUAGAUCGAGGCAAUUUAGAAGAUGCUAUUAGAAAACAAAAUAUCGACUCGUUGGCCAGACAUAUGCAAAAUGCACUAAAAUUUCAUCGGCAGAAAAUUGAAGUGCACAAGACAUUUAAAUUUUUGAACAUUCGUUAUUCAGCAUUCUUCAUCUCACUUAUGUAUUUGUUCACAAAAACUCUAUACAUGAUGAACGCAGUUGCACAAUUUUAUUUUUUUUUUUGGUUUCUUCAAACCGAUCGGUACGCAUGGUAUGGAUACAAUGUGGUCAAGGAUAUAAUACAAGGAUCACAAUGGUCUUUUUCGGGAUAUUUUCCACGUGUUUCACUUUGUGAUUUUUUGGUUCGACAAGUUGGAAAUAUUCAGCGAUAUUCGGUGCAGUGUGUUCUUGUUAUAAAUUUGUUUACUGAAAAAAUAUUCAUUUUUCUUUGGUUUUGGUACAUGAUUCUGAUUAUUACGACGCUUCUUUCGUUAUCUUAUUGGAUAUGUGUACUUACGUUUCCCUGCUUUAGUCGGUGGUUCAUUUCUCAAAGUCUUGAGCUUUCCGAGCAAAAAUUCGACCCUGAUACGAAGAAAAGGGAGGUUGAUCGUUUUGUGUCGCAGUAUCUCCGACAUGACGGAAUCUUUGUACUUCGUUUGGUUUCCAUCCAUGCAGGCAUUAUUUUUUGUACUGAAUUAGUUCUCGCUUUAUGGGCUGCUUUUUAUGAAAUCGAAGAACAAGUAAACUGGAUUCAUAUUUAUCUCUAA
Messenger RNA from Dracunculus medinensis (Guinea worm), 1173 nucleotides. The record is from the annotation of a GenBank genome assembly. NCBI's taxonomy places the organism in Eukaryota, Metazoa, Nematoda, Chromadorea, Rhabditida, Dracunculidae.